Molecule: messenger RNA, 997 nt
Organism: Hypoxylon trugodes
Lineage: Eukaryota; Fungi; Ascomycota; Sordariomycetes; Xylariales; Hypoxylaceae
Product: Diphthine synthase
Exons: 3
Coding region: 131-991 (286 amino acids)
Biological process (GO): protein histidyl modification to diphthamide
Molecular function (GO): diphthine synthase activity
Source: RefSeq, a predicted model, not a curated record
UCAAAAUACAGCCCUGGAGCUUCUCUUCUCUAUAGACUAUUGUUAACCCCACUUGACUUCAAAAUUCUUAAACAAAAAAUCCAAGUAUUAUCCUACGAGACAGAGCUACAUAGCUAAUUUGAACACUACGAUGCUUUAUCUCGUAGGGCUAGGUCUGUCCGAUGAGACAGACAUUACUGUUAAAGGCCUCGAAAUCGUGAAGAAGGCUUCGCGCGUCUACCUCGAGGCUUAUACAAGUAUCCUCUUAGUAGAUCAAUCUAUAUUGGAGAGUUACUACGGUAGAUCUAUAGUAGUUGCCGACCGUGAAAUGGUCGAGUCGAACAGUGAUGAAAUUCUACAAAACGCCCAAACGGAGGAUGUCGCAUUUCUAGUCGUUGGCGAUCCUUUUGGCGCAACCACUCAUACAGAUCUUGUUCUCCGCGCGCGCGAGCUCUCGAUUCCCGUCCAAACAGUUCCCAAUGCGUCCAUUAUGUCCAGUAUUGGUGCUACUGGGCUUCAGCUCUACAACUUUGGCCAAACCGUGUCUAUGGUAUUCUUCCUCGAUAAUUGGCGCCCAGCGUCCUUCUACGAUCGCAUAAAGGAGAACCGAGAAAUAGGACUCCAUACUCUUGUGCUAUUGGAUAUUAAAGUCAAAGAGCAGAGCUUAGAAAACAUGGCUCGGGGAAGAAGGAUCUACGAGCCUCCAAGAUACAUGACUGUUGGUCAAUGUGCGCAACAGAUGCUGGAGAUUGAAGAAGAAAAGAAAGAGGGUGUCUACGGACCAGACAGUUUAGCCGUUGGGGCUGCUAGGGUAGGCGGCAAAACAGAAAAGUUCGUCGCUGGAACGUUAAAACAACUGCGUGAUACCGACGAUGCUCUAGGUCCGCCAUUACACAGCCUAGUAUUGCUUGGGAGAAGAGCGCAUGAAUUAGAGAGGGAUUACACGCGGGAAUUUGCAGUUGACAAGGAACUGUGGCAAACCAUUUGGAAUAAGGAUUAUGGCAAGCAAUGAAGAAAG